This is a messenger RNA of Saccharomyces eubayanus, 474 nucleotides long. RefSeq names its product translation elongation factor eIF-5A (gene HYP2). Gene Ontology annotation, biological process: positive regulation of translational elongation; positive regulation of translational termination. Bases 1 to 474 code for a protein of 157 amino acids. NCBI's taxonomy places the organism in Eukaryota, Fungi, Ascomycota, Saccharomycetes, Saccharomycetales, Saccharomycetaceae. The transcript has a single exon. The record is from RefSeq and is a predicted model, not a curated record. Gene Ontology annotation, molecular function: RNA binding; translation elongation factor activity; ribosome binding.
AUGUCUGACGAAGAACACACCUUUGAAACCGCCGAUGCCGGUACCUCCACCACCUACCCAAUGCAAUGUUCCGCUUUGAGAAAGAGUGGUUUCGUUGUCAUCAAGGGUAGACCAUGUAAGAUUGUCGACAUGUCCACCUCCAAGACCGGUAAGCACGGUCACGCAAAGGUCCACAUGGUCGCCAUUGAUAUCUUCACUGGUAAGAAGUUGGAAGAUUUGUCUCCAUCUACUCACAACAUGGAAGUUCCAGUUGUCAAGAGAAACGAAUACCAAUUGUUGGACAUCGAUGACGGUUUCUUGUCUUUGAUGAACAUGGACGGUGACACCAAGGAUGACGUCAAGGCCCCAGAAGGUGAAUUGGGUGACACCAUGCAAGCCGCUUUCGACGAAGGUAAGGACUUGAUGGUCACUAUCAUCUCCGCCAUGGGUGAAGAAGCCGCCAUCUCCUUCAAGGAAGCUGCUAGAUCCGAUUAA